AUGUCACUUGCCUUUGCCAUUCCAAUGUGGCUGCUCUUGACUUAUGUGCUGAUCGCUUGUGUCUCGCUUACUGACAGAACUGUCCCACUCUGCGUGCGCCAGCCUCCAACACAAUUGCGCAUUCGCGAGCACCAGGAGCACUACCAGGGGAUCUUCUUGCAGGCUGGCAUUCACUCAGCAUCGCCCAUUCCAGUUCUCACACUCGGUUCUAAUACAUCCUCAUACCAAUCCACCAACAACACAAUAGUGUUUGAGCUGAUUUCGGAUAGCUUGGGUGAUCUGCGUCUGGCAACGGGAACUGAAGACUCUGGAGUGGCCCCCAACGAUGAGCAGCAUAACGACACGAGCAAUGGACUAGGCGAAGAGCCGAGUACUGGAGAUGGAAAGAUUGCUCCUGCCUCAAUUGGGACGAUCCAUCCAAUUGUCGCCCAUGAUGCACAUUCGACUCCGGUUCGGACGAUGAUUCUUCGCAGGAUGGCAAAGACUCAGAUGAUAAUUCCCGACAUGCCUCCCACUCGAACGACGAUACUAGCCAUACCACUGAUUCGAACGACGAUACUUGCCAUGACUGUGCCUGCGAGGCCGAAGGUUAGUAAAUCCGUGUGGUUUCCCCAGCCGCAAAAACUUCAGCAAAAGUUCAAGAAGCACCAUACCGGCAGGUGA
Molecule: messenger RNA, 663 nt
Organism: Aureobasidium namibiae CBS 147.97
Lineage: Eukaryota; Fungi; Ascomycota; Dothideomycetes; Dothideales; Saccotheciaceae
Exons: 3
Coding region: 1-663 (220 amino acids)
Source: RefSeq, a predicted model, not a curated record